Molecule: messenger RNA, 2064 nt
Organism: Thyridium curvatum
Lineage: Eukaryota; Fungi; Ascomycota; Sordariomycetes; Thyridiales; Thyridiaceae
Exons: 1
Coding region: 1-2064 (687 amino acids)
Cellular component (GO): nucleus
Source: RefSeq, a predicted model, not a curated record
AUGGCAUCCGAAAAAGGCCCCAUCGCUACCGAAGCCCCUCUCGUCGCCGCGCCCGCGCUCGCCUCUGCAGCUCCCACCGAACCGGAACCCGUCACCGUCGACGUAGUGCGAGCGAACUCUCUGAAGCGGCCUCGCGAAGCUACCCCGACAUCGCCGUCAGGCGUUGCCGGUGGUCACCCGAGCUCGGAUCUCUCUCCGACCAAGAUUGCACGACUCGUCAGCUCCGCGGCAAGACAUACACCACCGCCACCCUUGACGGCUGCCGCCGCCUUGGAAGACGAGCAGCGCAGGAGGGAGGAAGAGGCUCGAUUACAUCCUCCAGACGCAAUCAGCGACAAUCCCGCCCAGAGGGCGCUUGCAGCCCUCAUGUCUCCUACUCUUGCCAUGAGCCGACCCCAGGACGCGCCGGCCGCAGCGCCGGCCGCCCCCGAGGCCGACCACAAGCUCAUCGAUCCUGCCAUCAACCCCUCGGCCAAUGCGACGACAGCGGACCAGUCAACGGAGCCUAAUGCCCAGAGCUCAGCCGGCAACCAUAGUAUUGGUGCCGGUGCACCUGUAACACACAGCCCAGCUCCGAUGGAGGUGGAUUCGCGCAAUGACAGGCCUCAGUAUUUGCAGCCCGAGACGCAGGCGGAAGACAAAGCUGGUUCAAUGUCCUACCCGGGGGUCCUGCCGCCCAGCGCCAACAUGCCAGCCCCUUCGGCUCCUCAACGCGGCAUGAGCCUGCCAAUGCCCUCGGCACAAAACCCGGAAGCACCACGUUCGCCCUCCUCAUCCAAGAAGCACAAGUGUCCAUACUGCGAUACCGAGUUUACUCGCCACCAUAACCUCAAAAGCCACCUGCUCACGCAUAGCCAGGAGAAGCCAUAUGUCUGCCAGGAAUGCCAGAUGCGAUUCCGACGUCUGCACGACCUCAAACGCCACAGCAAGCUGCACACGGGCGAGAAGCCUCACAUCUGCCCGAAGUGUGACCGCAAGUUCGCCCGUGGAGAUGCCUUGGCCAGACACAGCAAAGGCGCGGGGGGGUGUGCUGGGCGGCGAUCGAGCAUGGGAAGCUUCGCUGGGGACGACUACGACGAGGGAGUAAGCACCAACGAUGCCGACGACUCGGUCAUGUCUGGAGUGACCUACGACGGCGUCGACACGGACAUGACGGAGGAAGAGCGGCGACGUCUGAGCCUGCCUAGUAUCAAGGCGCAACAUGUCUCGGGUGCCCAGGCACCGCUGGACGGUUAUUCGCAUCACUCGCGGACUUAUCCUCCCGCAGGCGCCCGGGCAAGUACGGCCGGUGGUCUGUACCCACCAAACGUCGAGCGCGGUUCGGGUUCAAGCUCAAAUACCUCCCCGAGUAUUCCAGGUGGGCAUACCCCGAGUACUAGCAUUUCUUCAAUGCCAACCAGUGCAGGUGCUACGUCAAUGUAUUCGCACGGCAUGACGGAGAGCCCGAAGCCACUGAGUCCUUCAAUGCAGCAGCAUCAGGCUGGCCACGACCCGCAUCGGCAGCAUGACGCUGCCGGGCGGCGGCCUUCGGACCUCUCGGCUCCGCACGGCACUUCGCCAGAGUCUAAUGUCAACCCGCUUCUGGACGUGGCUCGGUUCAAUGCAUCGUCGCACUCUGGUGCACCGCAAGGCGCUGCUAUGCCACCGAGCCAGCAACAUCCUAUCGGAGCUCACCAUUCGCGCACCUCCAGUGGCCAUGCCGCUAGUGGUGGCAGCGGCGAUAGCGCAGCCCAUGUGUUUCCAGCGGAUCAAGGCAUGUGGUCGGUCAUUCAGAGCCUCGAGGAGAGACUGAGGCAGCGGGAGGAACGGGACAAGGCCCAAGAGUCCACUGCCCAAGCCCGCGACACGCAACGAGACACGCAGAUUGCGUACCUCACGAGCCAAGUCAACACCCUCUCUACCGAGAACAGUGGGCUGCGUGAGCAGCUGGCUGCAGUGCUGCACAAGCUUAGUGCGAUUGAGAACGAGGUCGCCAGCCUGCGGGCGCAGGACAACGCGGCACCGAUGACCGUGCCACCGGUAGAGGCGGUGCCGCCGCCAGUACCAAUGGAGCCGAAAAACUAG